CGCGCACCUGUUUAGUGACUUUGCGUUCUUGCGUGAAAUGUCAAAUAAAAGGAUUUCGUCGCGUAGUUAACGAAAUUUUUAAUUUAAAUAAUAAUGUUUACGAAAGAUGGUUGUGAAGUGGGUGGUUUUGGGAUUGUCUAGGCUGUUGUAAAAAGGUUUUAACGAAAGAACGACAGGGAAAAAGGCUAAAUGACAUGGGAUUUUGCUCAAGAAGAUACUUUUUUUUAUCAGUUUGUCUCUUGCAAAUGUUAUCAGUUAUCGAGAGGCAAGUUUUUGAUUUUCUGGGAUUUCUUUGGAUACCAAUCUUGGUGAACUUCUUUGAAAUUAUUUUCAUUAUACUAGGAUUUUUUGGUGCCUAUCAAUAUCGGCCUAAGUAUAUCAUAUCAUACAUUCUGUGGCACCUCUUCUGGUUGGGAUGGAACAUUUUCAUCAUUUGUUUAUAUUUAGAUGUAGCCAACUUGGACCAUAAGACUAAUAAAGUGCUCAAAUUGGACCCAAAGAGUGAGAGCUGGUGGAGCAACGAGGGACCAGGAUGUAAGCGUAUUUUGAGCGAAUCUUAUCAGACUGCUAGUGAGAAUUGUCUUGUAAAUUACGUACAUGUCGAAAUUUUCCAGGCGGGGCUGCAGUGUGUGACUUCAUUAAUCGGGAUUGUGAUUGGAAUAUGUUUAAGUCGUAUAUUUUUAGAGGAAGAUGAUACUUCAUCACGUAAAUCGUCAAGAAAAAACACAAAACGAAUGUCUCUCUACUCAAUCGAAUUUAGUUCUCAGCUGGAAAACCGACAUGAUAGUGAUAAUGAGUUUGAUAACGAACAUUUGCCACAACCAGUUUCACCCAAGCCAAUGACACCUAGAAGAGUAAAGCGUCGUAGUGUAAUGACAAGAGGUUCCUCUGGCAGACAUAGUACCAGUAGUAGAAGACACUCUACUGCACGUUCGUCUACAAGAAGUUCGCGUAGAAUGACGCAAAACCCCGUCACGCGUUUGUUGGAGCAACAGCAAAAAACACAUGCCUAUGAUAGUCCAGCUAGUCCUUCUCCUAUUGAUUCUUUACCAAAUUACUAUAAUAGUGUAUCUAAUAACAAUCUGAUGGUUCACCAGAAUUGGCAACAUAACGGACAUUCGAACCCUACUUACCAACAGUCAUCUACCCAAUCACUUAACGAUACCGAAGAUUUUGAUGAUUUGUAUAACAACAGACCGGCUUCAGUUAGAUCAAGUUACUCGAACUUUCACGGGACUAGGGCUAUUAGUUACAAUGCCCCUAAACAUUACCACAGUCAUGCUACACCUCAAGUGCCACAAAAACGCAACAAUCCUAAUAGAAACAGUAUGAGAUCGAUGGCCUUUCUUAAUAAUGGCCCUCCUGCAUACAGUUCACAACGGCAAGCUUCUAUCGAUUCGGAAACCACAAUUUAGUUUAGUUUAUUUAUUUUUGUGACCCCUUGUGAUAAUUAGUUAGGUAAAUAUUUUCAAAAAUACAAAUCUUGCCCGCUUAUUUUUAAAAGACUGCCACAAGGAUGUCAAUGUAAAUAUUUUUUAACUUUACAUAUCAUGAUCAAGUUUUAUUUUCAUUGAUUGGUGUUUCUUCCAAUCGUAUAAAAAUUUUUGAGUUAUUUUGUCAAGUACAUUGACAGUAUCUUGGUAGUUUUGAAGUACAAAUUUUUUUUCUCAAGUUAAAAAGUAUGCGCGCUGCAGCGUUCGGAAUGUACUUAGUUUUGCAAUUAUAUAAUUAAUUACACAUCGUAAAGGCAAUAUUUUUGUGUAAUAUUUUUGUGUUCAUAUGUACUCAUAUGUAUUGUAUAUAAUGCUUAUAGUAUAAUUUAGCGAUAUUUUUUACCAAAGUAUUAUGUGUAUAAAUAUAUUUUUAUCAUUAUACAAUUCGUAGUAACUCUUUUAAU
Molecule: messenger RNA, 1897 nt
Organism: Tribolium madens (black flour beetle)
Lineage: Eukaryota; Metazoa; Arthropoda; Insecta; Coleoptera; Tenebrionidae
Gene: NKAIN
Product: sodium/potassium-transporting ATPase subunit beta-1-interacting protein
Exons: 6
Coding region: 195-1415 (406 amino acids)
Biological process (GO): regulation of sodium ion transport
Source: RefSeq, a predicted model, not a curated record